Molecule: messenger RNA, 1047 nt
Organism: Funneliformis geosporum
Lineage: Eukaryota; Fungi; Glomeromycota; Glomeromycetes; Glomerales; Glomeraceae
Source: the annotation of a GenBank genome assembly
AUGACUUCUUCAAAUAGUAUUUCAACGCCACCUAUUCGAAUAAAUACGAAAGAUUUUAAUCAAGUAAUAAUUGAGACAUCGACACCACCACCAGAUUUGAAAAUAAAACGUGCGACUCCAAUAAGACAAAAAGUUUCAAAUUUACAUCUGAAUACUCUAUCAAAUGACUCAACGUCGAGACCUUUAUCUCCAUCAAAACUUAAUGUAUCAAGGUCACCUUCAAGAUCUUCUUCACCAACAAAUUUAAAUGUUCCGUUGAUUUAUUCAAGACCUUCUUCGCCUUCCAGAGAACAUCUUAAAAAUGCAACGAUGAAAUAUGUAGAUGAUUUAUUACUUAUAUUUUACGAAGCGCUAGAUAAUUAUCCCAUCAAUCAAAUAAUAAUAUUAAUUAAACAACAUCUUGAGAAUAACGAUCAAAAAGAAGAAAAAAUAUUUAAAUGGCUAUUGAAUAAUGAAAAUGAUGUAAAGUAUAGAACCUUACUUGGAUUUUUUUAUGAAGCAGGAAUUGGAACAGAAGAAAAUGAAAGAAAGGCAUUUAAUUCUUAUAUAGCAGGAGCAAAAAUGGGAAUUACGUAUUCGCAAACUUUGUUGGGAAAUUGCUACAUAUUGGGAAAAGGAACUGCAAUAGAUGAAGUGUUGGGGUUCAAAUGGUAUCAAAAAGCUUCAGAAACCGAACUUUGUAUAUGCGGAUUAUGCGGGCUUGCUAAUUGCUUUGAUUUUGGUAUUGGAACCGGAAUAGAUAAAAAAAAGGCUUUCGAUUUAUAUAAAAAAUCAAUCAAAACUGGAAAACUUUUGGGUUUAAGCGAACUUGGUUAUUGUUAUCAAGUUGGAUGUGGAGUUGAAAAGGAUUUAAAAAAAGCUUUAGAAUAUUAUAAACAAUCUGCUGAACAAGAAAACAGUGAUGGUCAAUAUUAUUUAGGUGUAUUUUACGAAUUUGGUGUAGAAAUCGAGAUAGAUGUAAAACAAGCUAUAAAUUUGUAUUGUCAAGCCGCUGAGAAUGGUGAUGAUGAGGCUAAAGACAAAUUAUAUUAUCUAUUAAAAGGAUAA